GUCAGAAAGGCCACAGAGGCUGACAGAGAGGGAGGAGGAUGGCGCUGCUGGACAGGCUGGCAUUCCUACACCAGCUUCCUGUGCUGCUGAAGGGGACCUCCGACGACGACACCCCCUGCCCGGGAUACCUCUAUGAACAGAUCGCCAGUAUCCUUUAUUAUUGGUCAUUGGGUAGACCCCCUUCCCAUCCAGGAGGUAUCAGCCUGUACAAGAAAGUUCGAUCCACAGCUCAGGAACUUGUCAGCAGUUUGUUCACGGAUGUGUCGCCGCUCGGCUUCAAUGUGCCCCCUGCCAAGGAGAAGUCCCAGACAGGAAUGGGCUCCCAGGUGUGUCACCCCCAUACAAUGCAGGGAUUCGGGUAUUCCCGGGAUAAACUCGGCUCAGGAACGACCGGUGAAGCUCUGCUCAGCGGUAUUCAGAGGGCAGUGGUAGCGGUGACGCAGGCAGUGCUGGUCGGGGCCGGUUCUCAGUCUCCUUGUCCCGGCGACCAAGCCGAUAACGCAUACAAACCGGUCGCGGUGCCGCCAGGCGUCGGUCAGCCCUCUGCUGAACAACUGGUUCCUAGCGGCGCGCGCAGCAACAGAGGUUGUCACCGAUCAGGAGUUCCCGGCGGGGGCUGGGAUGACAGCGACAGCGGCCACAGCUCACAGGACUCCGCCCAGGACAAAUCCUCCCGCAGUCUGUCCUCCGACGCCGCCAGCAAGACCGGCAGCGACUGCCAAUCCCGGAGCAGCAACAGGGAGAGCGCAGACCCCACAGACAGAGUGGAGCCUUCUCACCCCGGCGAUUGUCUGCAAGAGGCUCAGCUGGUUCUGACGGUGACCCGGGGGGACAGAAUGUUCCUGACGCAGGAGGAAGUGCAGCACUUCAUCAGAGGAUCUUCCCUCCUGAACUGUGAGGUCGUCUUCGAGAUGUUAAAUCGCUCGCUGGAGGACGACAACGCUUGCGUCAAACUGCGCUCCAUGUGUGCCAUCGCUUCCCUGAUGACCUCUGACCUGCUGUCACAUGACCACAUGUUGGCCGUAGUGAGGAGCAACCUGCAGAAGCUGAGCGGAGGACCCGCGGGCCCGGUGAUGGACAAGGCCAGGAAGAUCCUGCUCCAGUUUGAAGCCCUCACCGGACAUUCUCCUAAAGGCGGAGCUUCACGGCGCUCACUACUACCGGCCCUGCCCCAGCUGGGCCCCCUGGACCUUUUAAAUGACAUUGUACCCCAAUCAGAGGCGGAGACUCUGCUGGCCCCAUCCAGUGCCCCCCCUUCCCCCUUUCCAGAACUGGGCGCCCUCACCCCUGCUCACGACGAUUGUGGCGCAUCGGUGCCGGAGGAAGGCCAAGUUACGGACUCGGAGACAUCGGCCCCUGGUGAACAUCCCGGGCCCCGGCAUUACCCAGACGCGCCUUCCCCGAACGCCACGGGGGGCCCUUUGUCGCUGUUUGACGGGAUGGAUUUGGUGACGCAAGUGAGGAGCAGCGUGAAAGCCAAACAAGCGUUCGAGGCGCCCGUCACCAAACUUCACACGGACUCCGUGACGCAGCAAAGAACUGGCCAGCCGUGCCUGUCAUAA
Messenger RNA from Nanorana parkeri, 1562 nucleotides. It is a transcript of the gene TEPSIN, whose product is annotated as TEPSIN, adaptor related protein complex 4 accessory protein. The coding region runs from base 39 to 1562 and encodes 507 amino acids. Lineage: Eukaryota; Metazoa; Chordata; Amphibia; Anura; Dicroglossidae. The transcript has 11 exons. The record is from RefSeq and is a predicted model, not a curated record. Gene Ontology annotation, cellular component: trans-Golgi network membrane.